Paramormyrops kingsleyae is the source of this 2772-nucleotide messenger RNA. It is a transcript of the gene twsg1a, whose product is annotated as twisted gastrulation BMP signaling modulator 1a. The record is from RefSeq and is a predicted model, not a curated record. Lineage: Eukaryota; Metazoa; Chordata; Actinopteri; Osteoglossiformes; Mormyridae. Gene Ontology annotation, biological process: regulation of BMP signaling pathway.
AUCGUCGGAAAUGUUUGGAUCCUUUCCGUGCCUUUUUCACACCAAAGGAGCACUACCGGUGCCUGAUUACCAUAAAUCUGAUAAAAGUAUCCGCACAAAGGGUCUUUAACAGGGCGUUGCAUGGCCCCGGGCGCCAAUAGCACGAUAAAAGUAUAAAUAUGCUGUGGUUAGUUUCUGCUGCCAGAUGAACUAUUUUAACUUUCAGCGUGUCAGCGAGAUCAAAGAGGAGACGAUCGGUUUAUACUCGUACCGCAUAUGGGCGCGUUUCUUGCUUAUACAGUUGCAUGCCUGACAAUGAUAACUGCCAAUUUCUUAGUGUAAAGAAUGUGUGCGUGAACGUCAACUGCAAGUGCCUAAGUGAAGCAUUCAUUUUACACACCAAAAAAGAAUGGGUCAUGGAUUGAGACAUUAAGAAAGGCCGGCGCAUAGCGCGGUGGUAUUGAAGCGUCGUAUGAGGCAGCACGUAUCCAUCCCCUCCCCCUGUAUCUGCUACCAUUAUCCACGGCUUCUCACCUGGAGCGCUGGCUCUCCCCGGCUCUCCUGCCGCUGAAAAUGGUCUGUAUGUCUUUAAGGCGCCCCACUGCCUCACUCUCGCUUUGUGUUGAGGAGAAACUCACGCCAUCGGGACAGAAUAUCGCUAUGAUUUCAUUUUGAGAAGCUGCAGGGGAAGAGCAUACAAAGUAACCAUUGCUUAAAGAUCGACACCAUAGCCUACCUUGUCAAGGUUGUCCGAUUGCACCGGAAUGAGGCCCGGCUCCGUGCUGCUUCCAGCUUUAGCUGCGCUCCUCUGCCUGCUGUCGGGAUUGUCACUGGUCACCUCCUGCAACAAAGCGCUGUGUGCAAGCGAUGUGAGCAAGUGCCUCAUCCAGGAGCUGUGCCAGUGCCGGCCGCUGGAUGGGAACUGUUCCUGCUGCAAGGAGUGCAUGCUGUGUCUGGGCAGCCUAUGGGAGGAGUGCUGCGACUGCGUGGGCAUGUGCAACCCAAAGAACUACAGCGACACUCCGCCCACCUCCAAGAGCACCGUGGAGGAGCUGCACAGACCCAUCCCGUCGCUCUUCCGUGCCCUCACCGAGGGCGACACGCCCAUCAAUAUGAUGGUGGUCUCCUUCCCAGUGGCCGAGGAGCUCUCCCACCACGAGAACCUGGUCUCCUUCCUCGAAACGCUCGACGACGCGCACCAAAACAUCUCGUUGCCUGGCAACAGCAUUCACGCUAGCUAUGACAGCACUCGAGGUACGAGGCCAUCCCAGCCAGGAGUCCAGCUUGAACCAGCAGAUAACCUGUGCACGGUGGUGUACUUCGACGACUGCUUGUCCAUCCGCCAGUGCAAACUAUACUGCGAAUCAAUGGGUGGCUCCAAGUAUCGCUGGUUUCAUAACGCCUGCUGCGAGUGCAUUGGACCCGAGUGCCUGGACUAUGGCAGCAAGGCCGUCAAGUGCAUGAACUGCCUCUUCUGAGGGCGGGGCCUGACUCCUGGGGGGGGGGGGGGGGGGAUAUCCUGAGGUAGAACUACAAGCUUUAGGUGCCUCAAUAUUACUAUGUAAAAUAUUUGCCCUUGCAAAAUCUUUUUUGUAUUUUUUCCAUUUUCUGUAAAUUUUAGAUUUUUUUUAAAAUAGGUUUCUGCCAGAGAAGUGUUUUUAUCUGCAGUAUCUUGCUUAUCAUCUCCUACACUAUCCACUCACACAUGAUCUUGGUGGUUUUAGGGAUUCUGUUAUCAUUGUAUGUCAUGGAAAGGUAUUCCUAACUAUAACUGUUUUGCAUAUGACUGAUGGUGCCUCAUAAGCUCUUUCUUAUCUUUCAGCGUGCCUUCAUGUGGUUUUAAUGGCUUUAAUUAUGACACGUGCAGGACAGCCGUGACCUGACCCAGCAACAGUGAUCCUAUCCCAUAGCUCAUUUGGAGAUGAGUUUGUUUGAAUCUGGAGUGAAAAGCAGUGUCCGGCUGUUAUUAGACGGCUCCAACUGCGUUUCUUCCUCUGGCUGUCAUGGCUCUGACGAUGCCUAUUAAAUGUCAAGAACAUUUGGUUUAGUUUAUACAGUGAUGACCAGCAAAGAGGUGGAUCCUGCGAGGGAGGGAGGGAGUGAAGCGCGGGUCAGCCAGCUGCCUGAGCGCCUGCGUCAGCAGCCCAUCUGGCUGCUGAGCUCACGCUGCACGCUGCGCUGUAACUGGGGGGCCUGUGCUUCCAUGCUGCACUGCUGGCUCUGCUGUGCACGUUUAUCCGCAUGCUGUCAUUUUAUUCAGCCCGCCUUCGGGAAGCCCUGCACAGACUCAUGACGCUCCCCCAGUGCUGGGAAACGCAUAAAAGGCUCGUUGUUUGAAAAAAUGCUUUGAAGGAAUCCAGCUUCGCCAUCAUGGUCACUCUGCUUGCUGCCAAUAGCCCCUAAGCAGAAUGUGUAAGGAAUUGGGCAUUUGUGUAAUGCGCUGUUGCAUGGCCUGUAGGGGCAAGCGCCAUCCUGGGAUCGAGGGGAAGCCGCCGGAACGCCCUCUUGUUUUGAUUGGUGGGAAAAACCUCUGCAGUGUGUUCAUGCUUCAGAAAUCACACUACAGUAAAUCUGAAGUUCAUUGGAUGAUGUGGGAUUUAAGACUGAACACCACUAGAACAAGGAACAGCAGAUGAGGCUCUGUGGAUCAUUUUAGUCAUGUCAUUUAAAUAUUUGUGAAAAAUUGUACCUUUUUUUUUUAUAAAAAGACAUACUGUGGGUAGUCACUGUAUUUGCAUUUGUGUGGAAAUGUUGAUAUUUAACAGCACAGCAUAAAAUGAUUGUAAAAUGCAA